Melanaphis sacchari is the source of this 1417-nucleotide messenger RNA. RefSeq lists its product as uncharacterized. The transcript has 5 exons. The record is from RefSeq and is a predicted model, not a curated record. Lineage: Eukaryota; Metazoa; Arthropoda; Insecta; Hemiptera; Aphididae. The coding region runs from base 248 to 1141 and encodes 297 amino acids.
UGCCACUAUCUCCUCGGCGGCCUGCGAGUGUGCAUGGGCACAUUCCCGUUCCAGACGCGCGCGCGGUCAUCGUCCACCUGGAUUCUUGGACGGGACGCACCAACGACGGAGGUACGUGCCACCAUCGCCGGAUCACGUUGCACACGGUAACAGCGGCGGUGCCGUAGCCGAGCACUCUCUCUCCGGACGACCCGUUCCCGGUGACGACUGACGACGCGCGCUUUCGCAUCGAAUCACUAAGCUAACAAUGAAGGAACGUUAUCGAAAACAAAAGUUUUUGAAAAAUGUAGGUCUACAACCAUCUAAGAAUACAAAGCCUGCUGAUGAAGAAAAUGAUUCCAAUAUAUGCGAAAGACUAUGUUUUUAUUACUUUGAUGAUGAUGCACAAGUGAUAUGUCGAGGUUGUUGUAAAACUUUUAAAACAUGGUUAAAUUAUCGAAUGCAUUUUAAUACAUUAGCAUGCCACACAACUGAAACAAAUUACAAGCUAAACACUUAUAACGAUGUUUAUAAGAAAUACAAAUUAAAGAAAGCCAAGACUAAGAAAAAAAUGAAAGACCGUUUAAGUGCUGCACAACUUAUGGAUUUGGAAACUUUGAACACUCGUAAAACAAGAAAAAGAUGUUACAAAAACACUAGGGUAAUUGUGACUGUUUCAAAAUCUUCAUCAGACUCUGGUUCAUUAAGUUUAGAAAAGGUAAAUGUAAAGACGAUAAAGAAAGAAGCUGUUGAAAAUGUUAUUAGUAGUGAUGAAAGUGUUGAGGAGUCAAAAAUAAAAUCUAAACCAAAACCAAUUGGUUGCAAUACUAUUCAAGUUAAAGACAUUCCAAGUAGUUCAAAAACUGUAAUUCCAAAUACACCUCAUGACAAUCAGGCGACAUUAACCAUAAAAACAGAAUGGAAAACUAAUGACUUAUCACAGAUUUCUUCGGACGAUCACUCAUCAAGCUCUGCUCAUGGUUUAUCAAAAUUUAGUCCCCAAAACAACGAAGCAUUAAAAUAUCAGUAUGUUUGUGUUAUUUGCGAUGCACAAUUUUUGAGUAAAUGUUCACUUACUAUGCACCAAGUACAGCAUAUCAAAUCAGACCGCAGUAGUUAUAGCGUUUUUAUGGCUGCAUUGACUCAAUCUGCUAGAGUUUAGUCUAUCAAAUGUCAUUUGAGUUAUGACAUAAAGGUAACUUUAAUCCCUAUAAUAAAGUAUCAAGUCCUAUUUAUUUAUUUAUUUAUUUAUUUAUUUAACAAUGGUUUAACAUAAACUGAUUGAUACUUGUUGUUCAAUUUUAAGAGAAUAAGUUUUUUUUUUAUUUGCAUUAUUUAAGUUUUUUAUCAAACGUGCAUUACCAUUAAGUUUCACAACAUAAUGUGACCAUAGAUGUCUUUCAAAUGUAUUGUAUUUACUUUUAUUUGAUUCCUAUAU